This is a messenger RNA of Carassius carassius (crucian carp), 1502 nucleotides long. Its product is annotated as protein CutA homolog. Gene Ontology annotation, molecular function: copper ion binding. The record is from RefSeq and is a predicted model, not a curated record. The coding region runs from base 359 to 796 and encodes 145 amino acids. Lineage: Eukaryota; Metazoa; Chordata; Actinopteri; Cypriniformes; Cyprinidae. Gene Ontology annotation, biological process: response to metal ion. The transcript has 6 exons.
UUGAAAAAGCCACCAUGACAUUACUUGUAUGUCUGUAGUCCAUAACAAACUACUAACAGCCAGAAGCAGCACUUAAGUUUAUUAGGUUUCCAAUCCUCUUAUGAUGAGACCCGCUGACCGCUCUUGAUUGGAAGCCUGGUAUCCGGAUAUGAGCGUCACUAAAUCAGCAUCCAGCGCAAGACGCAGCCGCUUUGGGAAAUGGCCGGACUAUCCAAACUGUCCGACAGACUCAGAUGAGAGUGAGAUGAUCCUCCUAUAAAAUGCGUACAGUAGCCUGCACUUGGUCAUGUAACUUGUGAAAUCAUUAUACAAGAGAACAAACCGGAUUGUUUGUGGCAGUGGUAUCUCAAAGGACAUAAUGACUUCGGCUGUUCCUCGAUCGGGAUUUGUUGUCUUUUGCGUGAUUUUAGUCAUGAUUUGUGCCCUGUACCCUGUGCUGAAGACAGUGUGUGUUCAGAUUCACUCUGCUGUCACAGGAAGCUAUGUGGCCGGAUAUCACUCUGUGCUGCUUGUCAACUGUCCCACAGAACAAACCGCUAGAGACAUUGGGAGGAGCAUCAUGGAGAAAAGGCUGGCAGCUUGUGUGAAUAUAUUUCCUCGCACUACCACUAUGUACUACUGGAAAGGAGAGAUACGGGAUACCUCGGAAAUACUGUUGCUUGUGAGGACAAGAACAUUUCUGGUGCAAAGACUUGUGACUUAUAUAAAGGCUGUUGCUAAGGUGUUUUUUAAUGAGUUGCUAGGGUAUUCUGGUUGGGUGCUUACUGGCCAAGUCAAAAGUUCCCCAAGUGUCUGAUAUUCAGGUCUCACAUGGCUCAGGUUCUUUCUCCAGUUUAAGCUUAUUGGAUUUGUUUGGCCUUUUGUCCACCAGGCAAAAACCAUUUAAACAAGCACUUAAAAAGUAAUAGCAUACCUCUUCUCAGCAAGCCACAUGAUUUAGGAUUUCAUUUAAAUGUUUGAAUAUAUAGACAAUGUCUAGUGCAUGUUGUGUUAUUCACAGCAUGUAGUGAUGCAUCACUAAUCCAGGGUUCCAAAUCAAAUUAGCUGUUAUAUGAACCAAAUUAAGUGACUGUUGUAUGAGACUUUCUCAUAUGGUAUAAUGGUUUCCAUGACAACAAAGCAUCAUAGUCAAAGAAAAUUGUGUGGAUCUUACAAAAUGCUCUCUUUGUGGUACCUGUAAGCAGGUCAAAAAGAUAUGUCCUCUUACCUCACAUACUUCUGAGUGACACUUUUACUUCCUGCAUUUGUCUGCAUUUAUUUGAACAAAAAUGCAGUUAAAAGAGGAAUAUUGCGAAACAUUAUUAUACAGAGAUUAACACAGAAUAGUAGUUCAAAAACCACAUUUAUAGAGAAAAAAAAAUGUAAUAAUAGUAUUGUCUUUAAAAAAAAAAUCAUACUCACCCCAUGCUUUUGAAAGAUAAGAACAGUAUAGGUGUUUCAUUUGCAUUUAUUCCUUUUGAUAUUAUCACAUUCAAAAACAUUGUUUUAACUAGGACUUAUUU